Molecule: messenger RNA, 1123 nt
Organism: Aplysia californica (California sea hare)
Lineage: Eukaryota; Metazoa; Mollusca; Gastropoda; Aplysiida; Aplysiidae
Biological process (GO): microtubule-based process
Cellular component (GO): microtubule
Molecular function (GO): GTP binding; structural constituent of cytoskeleton; GTPase activity
Source: RefSeq, a predicted model, not a curated record
CCCUCUCCUCUUUUCUGUGAUUGUUACUCUCUUGUAACACAUCUAAUCUUCUUCACUCUUUUGACCUUAUGUCUUAUUGUGCUGUAAGUGCCGUAAAACUCUUACUAAAACAAACAACAGCAACAAAAAUCCUCUUGUCUUACUUAAGCGUAAAACAAAAUCAAUUGUAUCAUGUACUAUUGUCCUCUUACUUUAGCAUAAAACGAAAACGAUUAAUUGUAUCAUGUACUAUUUUCUUCCCUUCAGCCAAACUAUGGAGUCCGAGGACGGAGGUGCCGAGGAGGGGGCUAGUACUCAGCAGGUGCUGCAGGGGGAGGAGCAACAACAGCUGGAACAGCCGCCUCAACAACCAGCUGUGACCGGCGAAGUGGCAGACUCAUCAGGUGAUGUGUCGCUGGGCGUCUCCGUGGAGGCUGCCUCUGGUGGUGGUGGUGGUGGUGGGGGGGUAGAUGGCUUUCAGGACGGCGUGAGUGGCGGCGGACCCACGCCUGGGGCCCCUCCUGAGGUGCCCGGGGCCCCCCCUGUUGUCCUGGAGGUCCCUUACGAUGACUCAGACGGGGAUGUUGAUGCCCGCAGUGUUAAUGACGCUGCUGCUGAUGGCGGUGGUGGUGGUGGUGUUGGUAGCUGUGGUGAUGCUGAUGAUCUAGGUGGUGGUGGUGAUGUUGUCGUCGCUUCUGAUUCUCUUACCGCUGCUGUUGUGGCUGAAAGUAGCGAUGCUGCUGCAACUGUCGAUGCUGCUGCUUCCUCCUCUGCCACCACAACCGCCACCACAUGUGAGACUAUGCAAUCGCAGGAGGAGGAAGAGGAGGGUUCGAACUCGGACCGGCCAUCUGCCUCUGGCUCGACUCCUAGAGGUGGUGAGAGUGGUGAGAAGGAGGAGGGAAAUUAUAACAAUGCUGGAAUCGAGGCCCGGCAGGAGCUGGAGGUGGCGAAUGGACAGGUGAACGUCGUUCCGAGUGGUGGUCAGAACUCUGAUGAUGUGGAGAUUGUUCCCUCCCUCACAGUUGCGUUGGCUGCGGUGGGCAGGGAUGCGGAGGGGGCGAGUGUGGGCGUCCCUGCAGAUGGCAGUGAUCAGGACACAGGAGAUGAGAAGACGGGCUCUUCUGGCCGCAGUGAACAGAGU